Cetraspora pellucida is the source of this 575-nucleotide messenger RNA. The record is from the annotation of a GenBank genome assembly. NCBI's taxonomy places the organism in Eukaryota, Fungi, Glomeromycota, Glomeromycetes, Diversisporales, Gigasporaceae.
GAAAUUUUAUACGACUUACUGAAUAUGUCAAAAGUUUCGUAGAAGAAGCAAGCAGAAAGAUCCAGAAUGCUGAAAUGUGUGAAGAAGAGUUCCAGGAGUUCAAGUUGCUUGCGGAAUUCUAUCGGGAAAUUGCGAAUGAAGUAAGAAGAAAGAAACCUCAUUGGUUAAAAGAAGAAAUUAAGAUGGAACAAGAGACACUUACCUCAGGAAAACAAUGCCAGCCUAAUACUCCAGAAAGAAAGAAGCGAACAAGACACUUGGCGAAAGGAAGAGCCCAAACCCCCAAUAAUACGAGAAGCUAUGUAAAGGAAGAAAAAAAUAGAUUAGUAAACAAGAAAACCAAUGUGUCCAAGUGGUAUUUAAAAUUGGCUCAAAGUGAUUAUUCACCUGGACAACGCUAUGAUAAAGCGAUGUGCACAAUCAGGAACAAAAAGACCGAACAUAUCGAAGUUGAAAAAGGUGAACGAAUUAGAGUUGGAAGAAACGAAAAACUAGCAUGGGAAUGGUAUUCGAAAUCUAUUGAAGAUGGACGACAAAUCCCGUUGGAAAACCUGGACCAGGCUUGUGAAGACUAG